AUGAUUUUUAAGAUACUCAUUACUUUUUUCUUAUAUUGGAUAUAUUUAGUUAGAGUAAGAUGUGAAACGGUGCCAGUAGACUUUGAGAAUAAUGAUUAUUAUCAUUUUCAUUUCUCAGAAGAUGUUGAUAUUGAAGAGUUUUCGCGGGCGAUAGGAUUCAAAUAUCAUAUGAAAGUAGAUCAUCUGGAUAACCACCAUAUAUUUUUUAUAGAAAAGGGUGUUUUAGAAGACGAAAUUAAAGAAAAAAUUGAGAAUUAUUUCGGUUUAGAAAAAGGAAGAAAUGCAAUAAAUGGGUUUAAUAGUGACAAGCUUUUUUAUUAUGAGAAACAGAAAUUGGUCAAGCAAGAAAACAGGGGUGCGAUAAGAGACGAUAUAUAUUUUGAUAACCAAGAUCUUUAUAAUGAUGAAGUUGUCAAUAAUGUUGUAAAAGAUCCGACGGGAGAUGAUCAGGCGGUAAAUUCAACGGAAGAACAGGCGGUAAAUUCAACGGAAGAUCAGGCAGAAAACCCGACGGAAGAUCUAACACAGAAGUUAAAGGAAAUUAAAAAACAAUUAAAUAUAACUGACCCUUGUUUUGAUAAACAAUGGUAUUUGUUUAAUACGGAAAAACCUGGUGUAGAUAUAAAUGUUACAGGUGUAUGGUUACAAGGGAUAACGGGAAAAAAUGUAACAGUUGCCAUUGCAGAUAAUGGCAUAGAUUAUUGUAACCAGGAUUUGGCUCCAAAUUAUAAUUCCGAGGGUUCAUAUAAUUUUCAUGCUGGAAAUUCCGACCCAAAACCUGAGAAGCCUGAUGAAAGUCAUGGUACUAAAUGCGCAGGAGAAGUGGCGGCCGCCAGGAAUGAUCUUUGUGGGCUUGGUGUUGCAUAUGAAUCUAAGAUUUCAGGAUUACGAUUUAUGACUUCUCCUUAUGCGCUUCUUCUUGAGGGAGAAGCUCUUAAAUAUGAACCGAAUCUUAAUCAUAUUUAUUCUUGUAGCUGGGGACCUCCUGAUUAUGGAUAUGUAGCUAUGCCAAUGAUGCCUACUACUUAUUCUGCAAUUAUUAAAGGGAUAAAAGAAGGAAGGAACGGUCUUGGCUCUAUAUAUGUUUUUGGAAGCGGAAAUGGUGGAUUAUUGGAUGAUUGUAAUUACGAUGGAUAUGCAAAUAGUCCAUAUACUGUUACUAUCGCUGCUAUAGAUGCAGAAGAUAAAAAAUUUGAUACUUCAGAGUCAUGUCCUUGCAUUUUGGCUUCUACAUAUUCUGGCGGAGAAAAUGGAUCUAUUUAUACUACGGAUCUUGGUAAGACAAAUUGCACUACUCAACAUUCUGGAACUUCUGCUUCUACAGCGAUUGCUGCGGGUAUUAUUGCUCUUGUUCUUUCAGUGAAUCCUAAUCUUACAUGGCGUGAUGUUCAAGCUUUGAUUGUGGAAACAGCUGUUCCAUUUAGAUUGAAGUAUUAUGAUUGGGAUGAACUUCCUUCUAAACGUUAUUAUAAUAAUUAUUUUGGUUAUGGAAAACUAGAUGCAUAUAGAAUGGUCGAAAGAGCAAGAACAUUUGAAACAUUAAAUGCUCAGACAAUGUUUUCAACUCGACUAAUACAAGUUAAUAUGAAAUUUCCUGAACCCAGUAGACGUAUCAAGAGCAGUUUUUAUAUUCAUCGUGGAUAUCCUGAGCAUUAUAACUUUAAAAAUUUGGAAUAUGUUGGUGUUUCAUUUUAUUAUCGACACCGAACAAGAGGUUAUCUGCAGUUUAAAAUUACCAGUCCAUCUGGAGUUACUUCACUAUUAGCACGUGUACGUAUUCGUGAUAAUGAAAGUGGCUAUUUUUCUUGGAUUUUUACGACUGUAAAGCAUUGGGGAGAACCCAUUGUAGGUACCUGGACUAUCGAUGUUACAGAUAAAAAUAACUGGAAUGAACAAGGUUAUAUUUUUAAUUGGCAACUUCAUUUUUUCGGAGAGUCUAUUAAUUCAAGUAAAGCACUACCUCCUCCAUAUCCUUUUGUGCAUAAACAACCAACUACUAUGCCUCCGCCAGAACCAACUACUACGCUUCCAUCAGAUCUAGAUGCUAACCCUCAACCUCAACCAGAUCCUGGGUCUCCGCCUUCAUCAGAUCCUGAGUCUCCGCCUUCAUCAGAUCCUGAGUCUCCGCCUUCAUCAGAUCCUGGGUCUCCGCCUUCAUCAGAUCCUGAGUCUCCGCCUUCAUCAGAACCUGGGUAUCAACCUCCAUCAGAACCUCCGCCUCAGCCUCCAUUAGAUCCUCGGCCUCCAUCAAAACCAGAUCCUAACCCUCCAUCAGAUCCUAGCUCUCAGCAAGAUCCAGAUACUUCGCUUUCAUCAAAUCCAACUUCUACAUCUUCAUCAGAACCACCACCACCGCCACCACCACCUGCACCUGCACCACCUGCACCUGCACCACCUCCACCACCUGCACCUGCACCACCUCCACCACCGCCGCCACCACCACCUCGGCCGGAACCAGAACCAGAACCAGAACCAGAACCAGAACCAGAACCAGAACCAGAACCAGAACCAGAACCAGAACCAGAACCAGAACCAGAGCCACGCCAGAGCCACCUGCACCUCCACCUCCACUUCCACCUGCACCUGCACCACCUCGACCACCGGAACAAAAACCAACAUCAAUAA
Molecule: messenger RNA, 2625 nt
Organism: Pneumocystis carinii B80
Lineage: Eukaryota; Fungi; Ascomycota; Pneumocystomycetes; Pneumocystales; Pneumocystaceae
Exons: 8
Coding region: 1-2625 (874 amino acids)
Biological process (GO): protein processing
Cellular component (GO): trans-Golgi network; Golgi membrane
Molecular function (GO): serine-type endopeptidase activity
Source: RefSeq, a predicted model, not a curated record